Molecule: messenger RNA, 4986 nt
Organism: Numida meleagris (helmeted guineafowl)
Lineage: Eukaryota; Metazoa; Chordata; Aves; Galliformes; Numididae
Gene: LRRC15
Product: leucine rich repeat containing 15
Exons: 3
Coding region: 2082-3866 (594 amino acids)
Cellular component (GO): extracellular matrix
Molecular function (GO): protein binding
Source: RefSeq, a predicted model, not a curated record
CAUUGCAGGGAGUUGGACCAGGUGGCCUUUACAAGUCCCUUCCAAUUCAAAUGAUUCUAUGAUUCUAUGAUCUAUGUUUUUCUCCACCCUGCUCCCCCUUCCUUCACGCAGCAGGGUUUGGCUUCACACCCUGAGCCCCUGGGGGUAGGUGGGUGCUUCUCAGAGCAGGGAGGGCAGUUUGCAGGAGUCAGAAAAACCCAGGGCUGUCCCAGACCCGCACUGUAGAGAGCGGGGGGGGGCUGGAGGCAUCAACUCCCUCCACCAAGUGCACCUUGGAGCAGGAGAUUCCCGUGGGUUCAUCUUGUCAGGAGCACAUCCUUGCAUCCCUCUGCAGCCCAGGGUUUGACACCAGGGCUGUGGGGGGCAGAGUGGUGGGGCUGCCGGGCUGUGCAGCGGUGCUGUGGGGGUGAGCGCAGUGCACUCAGCUGGUUGGCAGAUGAGUAAUGCUCUCCUCCGGCCAAGCCCACAAGCUGCUAAGUUUAGCAGUGAUUUGUAUUUUUCCAAACUGUCUCGAGUCCCUUGGUGAUUCAGAGCCGCCCGGCUUUGCUGCACCCGCAGCCCCAGCUGUGUGAAUGUGCUGGAAUGGGGCCAGCACGGAUGCAGCUGGGACUGUCCCAGUUCUGGGCCGUGAGGCAGAACAUGGUGACGCCACAUUGUUGGGACUUGGGAGUACCAGGGGGCGAGCACCCCUUCCCUGCCUGCCUCUCCUCCUCUCCCUUGCCUGGAGCCAGGGGGUGCACACUGAUGCUGGCCCCUGUCCACGCUGUCCCUGCAGGAAUGCCCCAGGGCUGCUCCCUGUGCACCGUGCCCUGCAUUCCCUUUCCUGCAGGAAGGGUUUUUUGGGGGGUGCAGUCAUGUUCUGUCCCAGCCCCGUGUGCUGCAUCUGCCCCUGCUGGGGCCAUGCUGCUUGGAAGGUGCUGAGUAUGACAUUCCUCUGUCAGCCUGGGUCUGGAGCGGUGCUUUUUCAGCCGCACUGGGUUUUGAUUUCUAUGUGCCUUGUUGAAAGCCGUGUGCCUGGGGGGUGACUCAGAGUGGGCAGCAGCCCAGCAGUGCUGGCGGUGGGCAGCCGGAGCUGGCAGACAAGGGAGCGAUAAGGGCAGGCCAGCCCCGCUCCAUACCAGGGCUGCAGGGCAGCUCCCAGCCACUGCCUGACCUCCUGCUGCAUCUCUCAUGGAAGCAGGGAGUCUAUUUUGGGAACGGCGUCUCUGGGAAAAUCUGCUGCAUCAAUGGCAUGUGAAGUAAAGCACUUGGGGGUAGCGUUUUCAAAAUGCCUAUUUCCCAUCCCAGGGUUUUGCCUGGGUGCAGGCAGCCGAGCAGCAGGGGAUGCUGUAAGGGCAGAGCCAGGCUGGGUGCUUGCCCUGGUAGGCAGGGGACCCGCAAUCCCCGGCACGUCCCACAGCAGCUGUGCCCCAUGCUCAUCUCCGUGGGAACACCCGUGAGAUGUGAUGUGGCGGUAGCUGCUGGCAAGGUCUCGCUCCCACCCUCUUCUCACGGUCCAAGUCCAGCUGCAAACUGCACUCUCCAUCUCUGCAGCCUGCAGGGUCCCCUUCCCCUGUGUGCCAUCAGCCCUGCCGGCGUGGCACGCUGCACAGGGUGACAGAGAGCAAGUGACACUGAACCCAGCACCCGUGCUGUGCUGAGGAGUGUGUUCAGAGCCAACACCGUCUGCUCCCAUCUCGGGCAGCUCAUUAGGGUGUCUGGGACCUGAGCUGCUGUGGAAACGUGGGUGGGCUGAGACGGGAUUAGAGGCGGCCAGGAAGUCCUGCUGCCCCGUGGUUAGCACGGGGCUGCUGCUGGCUCAGAAUGAGGCGUGACACAUGUUGAUUUUCCCAUGGUGCUAUCUCCCAAACCUCUGCUUGUGGCUGCUGCUGGACCAGGCUGCUUGGGAGAGGGCCGACUGCCUGUCUACAAGUGAGAGGGUUCACGAGCGAGAAGCCAGCCACUCCAUCUCCGAGUCAAUCGCUCUGUUUGCUGAGGAAGUGCGAGCUGGAAGCCGCUCUGCUGCAGUGAUUUCCGUAACCCCGCCGCUGCCCCUGUGCUGAUUCAUUGAUUUGGACGGGUUAUAUACUGGGAGGGGAAGCAUGAACCGCACUCUGCGCUCCUGCCAGCACGAAGCUGUGCUCGCUCAGCGCUCACGGCUGCAGGACAUGGGCCCCAUGGAGCAGGGAGGUUGGUGGCUGUUGCUGCUGCUGCUGCUGGGCUUCCACCCGGCCCACGGGCAGUGCCCGGAGCAGUGCCAGUGCGUCCGCACCGCCCAGGUGGAGUGCUCCGGCGCCGGCAUCACCGCCGUCCCCAGCCCCAUCCCCGCCAAUGCCAUGACCCUGCAGAUCAUCAACACGCGCAUCACCGAGCUGGGAGAGGCGUCCUUCGGCAACGCCUCCCUGCUGAUUGGGCUGCGCAUCGAGAAGAACGACCUGCGGCGCGUCAGCCCCGACGCCUUCCAGCACCUGCCCGACCUGCGCUACCUCAGCCUGGCCAGCAACAAGCUGCAGGAGCUCCCGGUGCAGGUCUUCCAGCCCCUGGGCAAGCUGGAGUCGCUGCUCCUCUCCAGCAACCAGCUGCUCCGCGUGGAGCCCGACCACUUCGCCCACCUGAGCAACCUGAAGGAGCUGCAGCUGCACGGGAACAACCUGCGGGAGCUGACGGAGGGGCUGUUUGACCAGCUCGCCAGCCUCACCAAGCUCAACCUGGCCCGCAACAACCUUGACCGCCUGCCGCCCCGCGCCUUCGAGCGGCUGCCUCAGCUGCAGGUGCUGCGGCUCUAUGAGAACCGGCUGCGGCACAUCCCGGCGGGCGCCUUUGACGCGCUGCCCGAGCUGCAGGAACUGGGCCUGCACCAGAACCAGCUGGAGACGCUGUCCCCGGAGCUCUUUGUGCACAACGGGAACCUGCAGAAGCUCUACCUCUCCAACAACCUCCUCACUGCCCUGCCCGCCGGCAUCUUCCUACCACUGCGUGCUCUCUCCAAGAUCACCCUGCACGUCAACCGCCUGCGUGACAUCUCGCCGGCUGCCUUCGGCCCCACACCCAACCUGCGGGAGCUGUGGCUCUAUGAGAAUGAGCUGGCCGCUCUCCCCGCCGCCGUCUUCAGCAACCUCACCCAGCUGCAGCUUCUGGUGCUCAGCAAGAACCAGCUCCGAUCGCUGGCUCCGGGGGCUUUCCGGGGGCUGGGCGAGCUGCUGGAGCUCUCGCUGCACUCCAACGCCCUGCGCCGGCUGGAUGCUGGGGCUCUGGGGGGAAUGCCCAAGCUGCAGAACAUCUCCCUGCAGAACAACCGCCUGCAGACGCUGCCCCGCGGCCUCUUCGCUGCCACUCCGAGGCUGCAGCACAUCCAGCUGCACGCCAACACCUUGGAGAACCUGCCUGCCGGCAUCUUCUCCCCGCUGGCCGCCGUGCGGGAGGUGAAGCUGCACAACAACUCGUGGCGUUGUGACCGUGCCAUCCUGCCCCUGCGCGCCUGGCUGGAGGCCAACCCCGGCAAGGUGGGUGAGAUCCCCCCGGUGUGCGCCCAGCCGGCCCCGCUCCAGGGAGCACCCAUUGCCGAGCUGCGGCAGGACCAGCUCCCCACCGCCUGGCCCAGCACCUUGCUGCCUGCCCGCCCCUCCCAGGAAGAAUUGCCAUCGGGGUCCCCCACCACGCUGCUGGCCACCCCCCGGUACCAGGAGAAGGAGGAGGAGGAGGGGGAAGAGGAGGAGGAAAGCAGGGGGUGGUGGGGGCUGACGCGCACGCAGAGCGCGGUGGUGGUGGCUGUCAUCGUGCUGCUGUGCGUGGCCCUGCUCUGCGCCCUCGUGGCACUGGUGGUGUACGGCUGUAGGAAGAAGAGCCACGUGGUGCUGAUGAGGAUGAAAGCACCCAAUGAAGCCUGAUCCCCCACGGACCCUGGGGGCAGUGGUACUGCUGAGGGACACAGAGCUGGAUGGACAGCAUCAUUCCACGUGCCACGUCUCCCGUGCUGCUCUGCUUCACUGUGCCCCUGCUCUGCAGCAGGGUGUCAACCACGGGUGCCCCCUUGGCUGCCCUGUCCCCAGCCCCUCCUGCCUCCAUGCUCAAUCCCUUCCUGGGGCCGGCAGCUAGAGUACAGGGUGCCGAAUAGCAGAGCAGGGAGCCACAGCCUGGCCACAGAGUGCCGGAACUCCCCCUCCCCCACUUCACAUCGUCCCCUUGAGCACCGCCUGCUGUCCCUGGCCCCAUCCAUGCCCUCAGCCUCAGCCCAUGCUGAGGUGCGAAGCCAUCACACAGGGCCAGGAGCUGAGCGCACACCCUCACCUCAAGCAGGGCUGUGUGUGCCUUUGUAGCUCACCCCUGCAGCGCUGGGCUGCCUCUGCUUGGCUCUGAGCCCGGCGUGCUCCAUGGUGGCACACCCCAGUGACUUGGCCGCGUCCACGCUGCCCUCCCUGCCCGCAGGCAGUGUGGUGAGAGCGGAGCAUCCUCCUCUGCCUCCAGCAGCAUCCUUGUCCUCACACGCCUGUGCUUCUCAUUCCAGCAGCACUGCGGGGCUGCGUGCACCCUGGGUACCCACCAACUGCAGCCCUGCCCAGUGCAGCUGCACCCUCUCCUCUCCCUGUUCCCAGCCCUGAGUGUGCCUGGUCUGCGCCUGCUCCCACUGCCUGCUCCCAGCCUGUGUGCUGCCAGUGGCACAGGGCAGGAGGGCAAAGCCCUGCUCUGCAAGGCCCAGCCGUGGGCAGGUCGGACUGCGCUGUCCCCAGCAGCCACUGUGCCUCAUCCAGCCAGCAAGGCAUGGCCACAGCUCCGUGCGUGGCACCGUGCCGUAUGAGGUACGGUACUACAGGACAAGGAUUGCAGUGGGUGGCGCUGCUCCUGGUGCUCCAGGAGCCAGUGCUGACACAAGCAACUAUGUGGUUGUGUGUAUGUGAUGGAAUGGAUGAUCUUCUGGGCUGGGACCUGCACAGCAACUGUGAACAGGACUGUGCCUCGGGGCCGUUCGGUACUGCUCUGUGACCUCCCAUUAAAGCACGGUUGUCCAAA